Erinaceus europaeus (western European hedgehog) is the source of this 1008-nucleotide messenger RNA. It is a transcript of the gene FGF20, whose product is annotated as fibroblast growth factor 20. Lineage: Eukaryota; Metazoa; Chordata; Mammalia; Eulipotyphla; Erinaceidae. The record is from RefSeq and is a predicted model, not a curated record. The coding region runs from base 79 to 714 and encodes 211 amino acids. Gene Ontology annotation, molecular function: growth factor activity; fibroblast growth factor receptor binding. Gene Ontology annotation, biological process: animal organ morphogenesis; positive regulation of protein phosphorylation; positive regulation of cell population proliferation. The transcript has 3 exons. Gene Ontology annotation, cellular component: cytoplasm.
CUCCCCAGUCCUGCUACACUUUUUAUUGGGGGGGGGGAUCUUUUGUUUUCUGAAUCCUCCUUUCCCUCUUGCCCCUCCAUGGCUCCCUUAACCGAAGUUGGGGGCUACCUGGGCGGCCUGGAGGGUCUGGGCCAGCAGGUGGGCUCGCACUUCCUGCUGCCUCCUGCUGGGGAGCGGCCCCCUCUGCUGGGAGAGCGCCGGGGCGCCGCGGAGCGGGGCGCCCGCGGCGGGCCUGGGGCUGCAGAACUGGCGCACCUGCACGGCAUCCUGCGCCGCCGGCAGCUCUAUUGCCGCACUGGCUUCCACCUGCAGAUUCUGCCCGACGGCAGCGUGCAGGGCACUCGGCAGGACCACAGCCUCUUCGGUAUCCUGGAAUUCAUCAGUGUGGCAGUAGGACUGGUCAGUAUUAGAGGUGUGGACAGCGGUCUUUAUCUUGGAAUGAACGAAAAAGGAGAACUCUACGGAUCAGAGAAACUGACUUCUGAAUGUAUUUUUAGGGAACAAUUUGAAGAGAAUUGGUAUAAUACUUAUUCCUCCAACAUAUAUAAGCAUGGAGAUACUGGCCGUAGGUAUUUUGUGGCACUUAAUAAGGAUGGAACUCCACGAGAUGGUGCCAGAUCCAAAAGACAUCAAAAGUUUACACAUUUCCUCCCUAGACCUGUGGAUCCAGAAAGAGUUCCUGAAUUAUACAAGGAUAUACUUUUGUACAAUUGACGUGUGAUACUGUCUUUCCUGAAGAAUUAAAGCCACAGCCAUUCUUUCAUAUCACAGUUACCAUCAUAAAACAGCAAUCCUGGAAUAUAUUCAGAAUGUUAUGGAGUCUAUUUUUUCAUUAGGAAAUUGUGUUUGACAAGAAUCUUGAGAAAAAUAAGUCUUUGACUUGAAAUGUAUCAAGAUUUCUCUUUAUGAGUGGAUUAAGUUCCCUUAGGUAUACUUACUCAGCCCAGUAGAUGAAAGCUGAAAACCUAUUAAUCUGUGGAAAAUGGGAAUGCCACCUAGUUUGCUGCU